Medioppia subpectinata is the source of this 969-nucleotide messenger RNA. Lineage: Eukaryota; Metazoa; Arthropoda; Arachnida; Sarcoptiformes; Oppiidae. The record is from the annotation of a GenBank genome assembly.
AUGUCCUUGGACUGUCUGGACCCGGACUGCUCAGCGCACGGCCACUGUGUGGCCGGUCUGUGUCUGUGCGGCAAAGGCUGGAAGGGCGCCGACUGCGCCGAACCGGACUCGGAGGCCAUCCGGUGUCUGCCCGACUGCACCGGUCACGGAAACUUUGAUCUACAGCUCCAGCAGUGUAUUUGCGACGAGAGAUAUACCGGACCCGACUGUUCACAAGAGCGAUGCGAUCUGGACUGCGGUAAUAACGGUCACUGUCAGAGCGGUGAGUGUCUGUGCGACGAGGGCUGGACGGGUGCCAAAUGCGCGGAACGGCUUUGCGACCCACGAUGUCUCGAGCAUGGUCAGUGCAAAAAUGGCACCUGUCUUUGCAUACAGGGAUGGAAUGGUAAACACUGUACUCUAGAUGGUUGUCCCAAGUCGUGCAACAAUCACGGCGACUAUGGACUGAUCGACUGCGCCGACCCGGAGUGUUGUUCGAGCAAAAAGUGCGAGGGCAAACAACUUUGCUUCUCUGCCUCCGACCCGCAGGACAUACUGUUGCGGAAACAGCCGCCGGCGGUCACCGCCUCCUUCUUCCAGAGGAUGCAGUUUCUUAUCGAAGAGGAAUCCGUUCAGAGUUACGCCCAUAAGAGCGCAUUCAAUGACAGUCUAUUCUGGAACCGAUUCAACGACAGCCGGGCGUCAGUCAUCAGAGGCCAAGUGGUGAAUCACGGCGGACAGGGUAUCACCGGAGUGCGCGUGGGAGUGGCCACGGAUCCGAUGCUGGGCUUUACGCUAACCCGUGACACGGGUUGGUUUGAUCUGAUGGUCAACGGUGGCGGCGCCGUCACACUGCACCUGCAACGCGACCCCUUCCGACCCGCGCAACGCGUGGUAAUGGUUCCCUGGAAUGAGAUAGUUGUCUUGGAUCGGGUCCAGUUGACCAUCGAUGACAGGGGCAGCGGUGCUGAUGGUGGGAAAGCGGCCAUU